CACAAUCAUUCGAGCUGCUCCGCACACGUUCAACACCGUUCUCACCGCCAUCAAUCGACGGCAAAAUUAGGUUCAUCGGCGAAUCGUCUGAAUUAUUAUCGACGACUUCAGUCAUCCUGUCGCCGUGGCCUCGAGUUGGAAUCGGACGCAGUUCACAAACGACUUAAAAGUGGAGGAACCAACAAGAAACGACGCGAUUCUUGAAAGAUGUUCGUGGAUCGAGAAGCAGCGAUUCACUUUAUCGGCGGUGCCGUUGGAGGUACUACAGGUACUGCCAUCACGUGUCCUCUGGAGGUUGUGAAAACUCGAAUGCAAUCGUCGCGAGGACUUGAUGCUCAAUCCGGACCGAGUACUUCUUCUGGAAGUAAUUCCUCAAAAUCAUCGACGUCUUCUUCAUCAACAAAGUCUAAUGGGAUUUUCAAAUCAGUUGUUUCCCAGAGAAAUGGUUUUGGUUCAAAUUUCCGUGGCGGCCAAUUAGCAUUGGAAAGGAUUUUCAACAACGGAAGCCUUGCAGCGCUUUCCAAAGCCAAUCUCUUCAACCAAUUUCAAAAUCCAUCAACCACAUCACUAGUUCAGUAUUGUGUAAGGAACUUGUCAACCAGCUCGACACCGCCGCAGCCUCCAACAGCAGCCAGGCGUGGAACUAUUGUCAUCAAAUAUAUAACUCAGGUUAUCAAGACGGAAGGGAUCGGUGCACUUUACAAAGGUCUAAUACCGAAUUUGGUUGGCGUGGCACCGUCAAAGGCCGUCUAUUUCUACACAUACUCUACAUCAAAACGAUUUUGGAAUGAGUCGGAAGUUCUAAUUCCAAAUUCUGCGAUUGUGCACAUGGUGUCUGCUGGUUCGGCUGGAUUCGUGGCGGCAUCGGCUGUUAAUCCUAUAUGGCUCGUGAAAACACGCCUUCAGCUUCACCAAGGACACAUUGGAAUAUGGCAAAUGAUUAAGAGAGUUUAUCAUCGAGAAGGAUUCAAAGGAUUCUACAAGGGUGUGACAGCUUCCUACGCGGGUGUCUCCGAAACGAUGAUUCAGUUUUGUAUAUACGAGUAUUUCCGUGGUGUGUUGCUCAGUGAUGCCAACGAAAUGGACAAGAGAAAAAUGGACUUCCUAAACUUUAUGGUUGCCGGUGGUUCUGCAAAGUUUAUUGCUUGUGUUGUCGCUUAUCCGCAUGAAGUGGUCCGUACACGUCUUCGUGAAGAAACAGGAAAGUCACGUGGAUUCUUCAAGACACUUUAUCAGCUGUACAAAGAAGGAUAUCCGGCAAUGUAUCGUGGUUUGUCAGUGCAGCUGAUGCGUACUGUACCAAACACUGCUAUCACAAUGGGAACCUACGAGUUUGUCGUCUACAUGCUUCAUCAUCUAUAGAAGGAUCUGGUUUCUGCAGCUGAAUACCUUUCCGCAAUUUAAUGAUCUUUUUUUCACAGAUCAUAUCAGUCUAAAUAUCAUUUUUCUUCUUCUCAUUUGGCCCUGAUAGUUAAAUCUCUGUUCUCUCAUUAUAUUUAUUAGCUUUUUGAAAAAUGUAAUUAUUUUCUCUUUUUCGAGUAUUCUAACGUUUUUAAAUAGCAGAUUCGACCUUUCUUUUUGCAAAGUUUAAAAUAGUUAAGCCCUGUUUGUUUGUUUUGUUGAAAGCCCACAGGAACCAAUUUACUACUUCUGUUCCUUUUCUCCAUUAUUAAAUCAUCCUUAUCUUUCUUUCAUCCGCCUCUUUUUCCGGUCGCUGCGAAAAUGAUUGUGUGCUCUCUUCCUUCCCCUGUUAACAGUUUCUUUCUUCUCCGGUUAUCCGGCGGGUCGUUCUUCGUCGUUGCUGCUGAUUCUGCUGCUGCUCAUCCUAGAGCCUUUGUGUUGUAAAAACAUGUUCUAUUGAAUAAAUUCACUAAAAGUCGC
Messenger RNA from Caenorhabditis elegans, 1881 nucleotides. RefSeq lists its product as uncharacterized. Gene Ontology annotation, biological process: nucleotide transport; transmembrane transport. Bases 208 to 1362 code for a protein of 384 amino acids. Gene Ontology annotation, cellular component: mitochondrial inner membrane; membrane. NCBI's taxonomy places the organism in Eukaryota, Metazoa, Nematoda, Chromadorea, Rhabditida, Rhabditidae. The transcript has 7 exons. Gene Ontology annotation, molecular function: pyrimidine nucleotide transmembrane transporter activity. The record is from RefSeq and is marked reviewed.